Molecule: messenger RNA, 768 nt
Organism: Mesorhabditis spiculigera
Lineage: Eukaryota; Metazoa; Nematoda; Chromadorea; Rhabditida; Rhabditidae
Source: the annotation of a GenBank genome assembly
AUGACAUCCGGCGCUUCAUCAUCGAUCUCGGUGCCGAAAGCCGGGAAAAUUACAAUUCCGAUUUGGCAAAAAUCAAGCAGCUGCACCGAAAACUCAGCCGCGAACAGGCAAGGGGCGUUGAUCUGCAAAAAUUCGACUGUUAUCGAGGGCAAAAGCACAGCCAUGGGCGCCGUCGUCAAGUGCUUCUUGCUGUUCGCAAAGUCAGUGCUCGUCACCUCGCACACGUCGUCGUCGACAAUUUUCGCGGAUUUGCCCGAGGACAUCCCCGCCGAUGACAUGCUCCGGAUUGGGAACCCGAAGUCGGUGAAGGAGGAGAAGCUGAAAUCGAUCAUCACCGAGCGCUACGAGGCGAUGAAGAAGACGCUCACUUCCGUGGUGCGAUUGGGAAAGUUGUCGGGGCAACGUGUCUAUAGUGUGCCGCCUCCGCUCUUCUCUUUCCGGAAUUUUGACGUCUGCCUGGUGGAUGAAGCCUCCCUAGCCGUCGAAUCGUCAUUGUUGGCACCGCUUUCUGCGUGCUCCCGCUUCGUGCUUGCCGGCGACGCCCCAAGCAGCUCGCCCCCUUGGUGCAAAGCCGCGAGGCAAAGGAGCUCGGCAUGGACGUCUCCCUCUUCGAGCGGCUGCAGGUGCACAAGGAGGCCCAGGCAAGCCUCACACCGCAUUGCCGCGCUUGCCUCCAAACUGUUCUACGACGGCUUGCUGAAAUGCGCGACCGACGGGGUGGCCGAUGGUCGUCUACAGUUCCGGAAAAUCUUGGAAGUGGUGAGGAAC